Messenger RNA from Peromyscus maniculatus bairdii (prairie deer mouse), 1518 nucleotides. RefSeq names its product oleoyl-ACP hydrolase (gene Olah). Lineage: Eukaryota; Metazoa; Chordata; Mammalia; Rodentia; Cricetidae. The record is from RefSeq and is a predicted model, not a curated record. Gene Ontology annotation, biological process: lipid biosynthetic process.
CUGUGAGCAGGUUCUCUGUUUCUCUCAGUGCCGUCCUGUCCGCUGUAAGGAGCAUAGCUGAAGGCUGAGUCUCAGUUCUACCCAACAUUCCUGAGGAUCACCACUGAGGCUGUGAAUUAAACCAUAGGCUUAACAUGACUGCCAGGGAUUCAGGGGACUCCUAGGAGGGGCGAGUUGAAUUCAAGGACACAGCAGAUUGCUGAGAACAGCAAUUUCUAAUCAACUCACAGCAUGGAGACAGCAAAUUAUGACAAGAGAACCAGGAAUGAAAAUAUUUUGAACUGCUUGUAUCGAAAGCCCAAUGCAGUUUUUAGGCUGAUUUGCUUUCCCUGGGCUGGAGGCGGCUCUGCUCAUUUUGCCAAGUGGGGUCAAACAAUUAAUGACUCACUGGAAGUUCAUGCUGUAAGGCUGGCUGGAAGAGAAACUCGACUUCAUGAACCUUUUGCAAGCGACAUCUACCAGAUAGCUGAUGAGAUUGUAUCUGCUCUGCUCCCCAUCAUCCAGGAUAAAGCGUUUGCAUUUUUUGGCCACAGUUUGGGAUCCUACAUUGCCUUUCUGACCGCACUGCGCCUCAAGGAGAAACACAAAAUGGAGCCGCUGCACUUAUUUGUGUCCAGUGCAUACGCCCCCCACUCAAAAUCCCGGCCUCAAGUUCCUGAAAUUAACAAACUGUCAGAAGAACAAAUCAGAUACUUCCUUAAGAAUUUUGGAGGCACCCCCAAGCAUCUCAUAGAUGACAAGGAUUUUCUCAAUCAGUGCAUUCCCAUUCUGAAGGCAGAUGUUAUCGUUUUGAAAAACUUCGUCUUCGACACACCCUCAGAAGCCCUUCUUUCUCGGGACAUAACAUGUUUUAUUGGAUCUGAAGAUACGGUAACGGACAUAGAAGGCUGGGAAGACAUAACCAGUGGGAAGACUGAUGUCCACACGCUGCCAGGUGAUCACUUUUAUCUGUUUGAACCCAACAACGAGAAAUUCAUCAAGAACUACAUAACCAGGUGUCUGGAGCUGUCGUCACUUGAUUGCUUUUAGAUGGGCUUUCUUCGGUCUUUCCAACGUGCAAACGGAUCACAAGCUGUGAUCAUGGGGUCAUGGAGAUGUAGCUCUUUAUUUUUCAGAGACCAGAAAGAUGCAUAUUAACGAAUGUCUUCAUGGAACAUUUCUUUAUCUGGGGAAGAGACGAAUGCUAAAAGCCAGGGAGGCAGAGGAGCUAUUGUAGUUGAUAGGUGCAGCAGGGAGAGGGUUUUUUUUGGGGGGGGUGGGAUGUCACCACUAGUAUGUUACUCAUGCUCCAGUGAAUGCCACUGCACACUUGUGGCACAUGUAGGCAGCAGUAAUUGGACUUAGUGAGCUAUUUAAAAAGAAGAAGAAGAAGAUGAGAAGAGGGUAAAAAGUUGGGAGGGGCACAUGGUGGAGGACGUCUGUCAGGGGGGUUGGAAAGGCAAGUGAGGGGUGGAUGUGAUCAAAACAUAAUGUAUACAUUUAGGAGAAUUUCAAAGGAUAAAUAAAAAUAUUGUUAAA